AUGGACCAAUAUGAUACCCAGCCCAAUACAACGCCUCCGUCACAACCACAACCCAACGCUCGUGCCGUCGCUGGCUCGCGGCGAUACCGCUCCAAGUCGCAACGGCCAUGCGACCUGUGCCGCGCUCGCAAGGUGCUCUGCAACAUCCCGGAGCCCGGGCAGCCAUGCCAGCUCUGCGAACGGACAUCGCGGCUCUGCACUUUUGUAGGCAAUCCGGGGAAGAAGCAACGCGAUAGAGCUUCUCGAGCACAGAGCGGGGGCACACCUCCGAUGGUUCCUCCGGUGGCUCCCCCGGGAAGGGAGUCUGUGGCUUUUACCGAUACUAUCCAAGUUUCAGGGCAGCCGGUUGAUGACAGUAGACACCAGGAAAUGCUGGGAAUAACAGGUGGACAUGUCCAAGCUGACCAAGUCGCAGGCGAGGACCUGCCUCGUCUCGACACAAUCAUCUCGGAUGCUAUAUGGUCGAACCAUGGAGGAAUGGACUGGGACCUCUCGAUGAACCACACGGCCUUACCAAGUAUUGAGAAUAGUGACAGGGCUUUUCAAUUUCUUGCAGACGGCCAGUUGCCAGAUCUCGGACCUCUUGAGGGUGACAGCCCCGCAGACGAUCUGCAAAACGUGGAAGCCAUGAAUCGAAUGUCGACAGAAACGCCAGCGAGUCCCAGCGUACCAUUGCAAAGACUCUCUCUUGACCAAAGGCCCGAUCACUUCACCCAGAUCAUCGGGUAUUCAAAUGAGUCGGAUCCUUUCGGUCUCGAGCACUUCCCGUACAAUGACCAGGAGGAAGUCGAUUUCUUCCGAGUCACCUACCGUAGGUUCUCAGCGAGGAGCGGCGAAGUACCCGGAUACCCUCCGCUCCACUUCCUACAGAGCCAGACUGAGACGGCCAUCGAAGCGCGCAGAGUCAUUGACGAGUGCAUGUCGGCGAAUGAUGAUCGAGCGAAUCUCGAGAAACUCGUCGACAAAACUGCAGGCGUUGCCCUGGUGAAACUAUACUUUCGCUUCAUCUUUGAGUCUCUACCCAUCCUUUCCCGAUCACUGGUGCUGCAAGACAUAGAAGCCUUUGUAGCAGAGGCCCCUACCGGACUUCUUGCAGGCAUAUACGCAUUGGCUUCGCCCUUCACAGCCUGGGAUGAGAAGCUGUGUCUUAGUAGCGCUUACUCCAAACCAAGCAUCGAUGCUCUCUGGAAGAUCUCGUACACUUGCCUUCAAAGAGAGCUACACUUCCCCAGACUAUCGACCAUUCAAAUCUUCAUCCUACUCAUCAACCACAUGCCCUUCGACACAGCUGUGGUGGAGAGCCCGUUUUUCUGGUCGCUUGCAGCGUCCAUGCUUGCCAUGGCGCAGGCGCUGGGCUUGAAUGUUGACCCGACGGGAUGGAACCUGCCGCCGUGGGAGAUUCGACUGAGAAGGCGGCUAUGGUGGACUGUUGUUGUUGAGCAUACUUGGCGAUCCAUCACUCAUGGCAGAUCAUCGAUGCUGCAUGACGACGAUUGGGACGUUUCGCCCCCGACUCCUGACGAUUUUGUUAUUGAUGCAAAUAUUGGCCCUCUGCACGAUACUGGCCAUCAAGACCCUGACUAUUUCAUACACAUGUGCUCGUUGACAGGUAUUUCAAUGAGUGUAUGUCGACGAUUUUUCUCUCUACGUGCCGUGUCCCGGCCACAAACACUAGACACUCUGAUCGAACAGGCCCGUGGCCCCCGUCAGAAACUACUCGACUGGCUGGAGAAUCUCCCCGAGUCUCUUCACAUCCAGCCCGCGGCAGACGACGCCGAGGCAGACGACUCGGUCAAGAGCCACGCCUCACUCUACGUCGCCUACUACACAACACACAUCCUAGUUCUCCGCGCUCUCCUGCGCCCCAUUAUCAACAGCAGCAUCCACCUAGACCAUCUCCAGCCGUCUGUAGGGACCGUGCUGCAAGCUUCCCGCGGUCUUGUGCAGACCAUCAUCAAGUUCAUCCGCAGCCUCGAUGCAAGCCACCAGUCGGCGUUUUGGCCAUCGUACACAAGACACUGUCUAUCAUAUCCUGGACUCUUCUGCUACAUGCUGUGUUCGCAGCAGAGGGAGCCACAUAUGGCAUCGUUCGACCAGAAUCUCCUUGCUACGUGGCGGAGGACUCUGCGAAUGAGGGUGCAGUCGUGGCCGUUGUUGCGGUUUGGGACUGUCAAGGUGGAUGCUCUCUACUGGAAGAAACUCCAUUAG
Fusarium keratoplasticum is the source of this 2208-nucleotide messenger RNA. Its product is annotated as Zn(2)-C6 fungal-type domain-containing protein. The transcript is spliced from 4 exons. Gene Ontology annotation, molecular function: DNA binding; DNA-binding transcription factor activity, RNA polymerase II-specific; zinc ion binding. Lineage: Eukaryota; Fungi; Ascomycota; Sordariomycetes; Hypocreales; Nectriaceae. Gene Ontology annotation, cellular component: nucleus. Bases 1 to 2208 code for a protein of 735 amino acids. The record is from RefSeq and is a predicted model, not a curated record. Gene Ontology annotation, biological process: DNA-templated transcription.